Molecule: messenger RNA, 3030 nt
Organism: Mus musculus (house mouse)
Lineage: Eukaryota; Metazoa; Chordata; Mammalia; Rodentia; Muridae
Gene: Gtpbp10
Product: GTP-binding protein 10 (putative)
Exons: 10
Coding region: 77-1051 (324 amino acids)
Biological process (GO): mitochondrial large ribosomal subunit assembly
Cellular component (GO): nucleolus; mitochondrial matrix
Molecular function (GO): GTPase activity; magnesium ion binding; rRNA binding
Source: RefSeq, marked validated
AGUAGUGACGUCAGUACGCGCGCCCGACCGAAGUUUGUCCGGAUUCUGCGGGCGGGAGUCCUGCCCCUUGGAGCUCAUGGUGCGCUGCGGUUGCGCUUUGUUGAGAAAGUAUGGAAAUUUCAUUGAUAACCUGAGAAUCUUCACCAAGGGAGGAAGCGGUGGAAUGGGUUACCCUCGUUUAGGUGGAGAAGGUGGAAGAGGUGGUGACGUCUGGGUUGUGGCCCAUAAAAAUAUGACCUUAAAACAACUUAAAAACAAAUAUCCUCAGAAACGGUUUGUGGCCGGAGGAGGAGCAAACAGUCGAGUUAGCGCACUGCAGGGCUCCAAGGGAAAGGACUGUGAAGUGCCUGCUCCUGUGGGUAUCUCAGUAACUGAUGAAAACGGCCAAGUGCUAGGAGAACUCAAUAAAGAAGAAGACAGAGUUCUGGUUGCUAAAGGUGGCCUUGGUGGCAAAUUACAUACAAAUUUCUUACCUUUGAAAGGUCAGAAGCGCAUAGUUCACCUUGACCUAAAAGUCAUAGCUGAUGUAGGCCUAGUAGGAUUCCCAAAUGCUGGAAAAUCCUCCUUACUGAGUCGGGUUUCCCAUGCUACACCUGUGAUUGCAGAUUAUGCGUUUACAACACUAAGGCCUGAACUCGGAAAGAUUAUGUACAAUGAUUUCAAACAGAUUUCAGUAGCUGAUCUCCCAGGUUUGAUAGAAGGAGCGCAUAUGAACAAAGGCAUGGGCCACAAGUUCCUCAAGCAUUUAGAGAGAACCAGACAACUGCUUUUUGUUGUUGAUAUUUCUGGGUUUCAGCUUUCUUCUGUAACUCCAUAUAGGACUGCCUUUGAAACUAUAAUACUUCUCACAAAAGAGUUGGAGUUGUACAAAGAAGAACUACAGACAAAACCCGCACUCUUAGCAAUUAAUAAGAUGGACUUGCCGGAUGCCCAAGUUAAACUUCAGGAACUGAUGAAGCAGCUCCUGAGCCCUGAAGGUAAAGCGGCUGUCCGCUUCCAUCUGGUGCGCAGUGCUGGCCGUGCGCAGAGCAGAUUUUCUGCAUUUAUUUGAAACAAAGAUGAUUCCAGAGAAGGCUCUAGAGUUCCAGCAUAUCGUUCCCAUCUCAACAGUCACUGGGGAAGGCAUUGCAGAGUUGAAGAGCUGUAUAAGGAAAGCACUGGAUGAACAGGAUGGCAAAGAAAGUGAUGCGCAUCGGAGCAAACAGUUGCUCAAUUUGCAGAGUUCCAGUUGAGCAUCUUAGACUGAGCCACAUCAAAGUGUGCGGCUACUGUCUCCAGAAAAGGCAGCAUUCAAACCUAGUACAGCGUAUUGACGCAAUACUCUUUCUUCUAAGGAUCAGAAAAUCAUGUUUAAAACGUGGACGAGCCUGAAAAGCAUGAUGUUCAAAGAAGCCAGGCACGACAGCAAGACAAAUAUCAAUGAUCUCACAUGCGGAAUCUUAGAAAGACAAAUCUGAACUGAUAGAAAUCCUGAAAAAUGAUAAUUUUGUGUAGUAUAAAUAGGAGCUAGAAGAUUAAGAGAUGUUGGUCAAAAGAUACAAAGUUUCAGUUAAGCUUUACAGAUCUGUUAUGUACCUUGUUUGUAGAAUAAUGUAUCAUAUUUAAAAAUUUGUAAGAAAGUAGUUUUUAAGUGUUCUGACCACAAUUUUUGAGAAAAAUAUAUAUUUUAAAAUAGAUUUGACUCUGUUUUAAAACAUGCUGUAUAUGAUAUAGACACGUGUAUAAUUUUAUAUCAGUUAAAAAUAGUAUUGAAAUUACAUUAAUUUGAAAGCUUUUCCACAUUUUAAGGAUAGUAUUUAUCGAUAUAUGUAUCAUCAUUCAGGAAAAUACAUUUUCAUCUUCCUUUCCUUCUUCUGGCUUUAGCUCAGCAAGAUGGUUCACUUUUUUGCAUAACGUGUACAGAAGACCCAGGCUAGCAAGCACACAGUCUAGCAAGGCUCUUGUAUUUCAUUCCUGAUGUGGGUACUAAUUAGGUCCUAUCCCUUUGGUGGGAGCUUGACCUCACAGUCUGACUAAUGGAUAACUGGGUCAAAGAGUCCUCACUGGCUAACCUACUUUGAUUUUCAAGUUUCUUAAAAUUAACCCCUUUAUUCCAUUAUUUUUCAAAUUUAGUCAGUUUAUGUUGGCCAUUUGAAGUCUCUAGGAAGAAUAAAUUAUAUAAUCAGCGGGGAAGCCCACCUUCCAAGAAGAAACAGAAUUUUUUUUCCUUUAGGUGAAAUGUGAAAUGUACAUGCUUACUUCUAAAAAAUACAUCCAAGCAGCACACAGGAGCAGGAGGCAACAGACCUUAGCUAGAGAAAGUUACAGUCAGCGGCUUAAGGUUUUAUGAAAAUUUUACAUUUUUUCCACAAAUGAGUUCACUGUAAUUUUCUUUCUUUCUUUUUUUUUUUCUUUUUGCAAAGUAGCAGCAAGUUAAUGAGCUUUAAAAAAUUGCUUACUAAGCGCGGUAGUGUGGGCCUCUGGUGGUGUGGUAAGCUCUGGUAAGCGUGGUGGUGUGGGCCUCUCCCACACCCCUUGGGAAGGAGAAGCUAGGAGUUUUGAGUAAAACACAGCCCCUCCUGGGUGACAUAGCGGGUUGUAGGUUGCUCUGGAUUUCAUAAUGGAACCAGGUUUAAAAAUACUGGUUUUUAACAGUAUGUGUUUUGAUUAUUGUAUGUGGUUUGUUGUUUUGUCCUCAAGUAAGUCUGUGUGACUGUGUGAAUGAAGUGUCCAUGACAGCCAGAAGAGGGGGUCAGAUAUCCUGGAACUGAAAUUCUCUACAGUGGAAAGCCACCAAGCAAGUGUCGGAAAUCAGAACCAGGUCCUCUGCAAGAGCAGCCAGGGUUCUUAACUUCCAAGCCUUCUUCUCCAGCCCCUUUCUUUAAUACUUUUUUAAUUUGUUAAAAAUUAUUUAAUAAUUUAUUGUUUAGUAAAAGUUAUGGUUAUUGACCCCUUUUUAAAAAUCCUUUUUUUAAUUAUAUGUUGAUUGUACUUAAAUUUCUUCUGACUUAAUAAUGUGUAUAGUUUGAUAAAAUAUUAUUUGAAUUUUAA